Messenger RNA from Endocarpon pusillum Z07020, 1347 nucleotides. RefSeq lists its product as uncharacterized. Gene Ontology annotation, biological process: branched-chain amino acid catabolic process. Lineage: Eukaryota; Fungi; Ascomycota; Eurotiomycetes; Verrucariales; Verrucariaceae. Gene Ontology annotation, molecular function: oxidoreductase activity, acting on the aldehyde or oxo group of donors, disulfide as acceptor. The record is from RefSeq and is a predicted model, not a curated record. Bases 1 to 1347 code for a protein of 448 amino acids. The transcript has 2 exons.
AUGAAAGCUACAAGAAGGCCUCAUGGAUUCCGCUUUAACGUCUCGACUGGCUACGCAGCGUGUCGCGCAGCGUCUAAACGAUGGAGCUCUAUCUCCCAGAGACCUGGAUCCGACCAUGUGCACUUUCCCGGUGCGGUCAACAGCAAAUUUACUUCCGAGAUGAUCUUCCAGAGACCUUCUACCCACCCUACGAUCCCAACGUACCGCGUCAUGGACUCAGACGGCAAUGUUGUUGACAAUACCAGGGAUCCUCAAUCUGCGCCAGACUCAGAAAUCCUGAAUUGGUACAGAAAUAUGCUCACCGUCAGCGUCAUGGACCGGAUAAUGUAUGACGCUCAACGACAGGGCCGCAUCAGCUUCUACAUGGUCUCUGCUGGGGAGGAAGGAAUCGCUGUCGGAUCUGCAUCUGCGUUGACGUCGGAUGAUGUCGUAUUUGCGCAAUAUCGAGAAACAGGGGUAUUUGCGCAGAGGGGGUUUACAUUGAAGGAUUUCAUGAGUCAACUGUUUGCUAACAAGAAUGAUGCGGGAAGAGGGAGAAACAUGCCAGUACACUAUGGUAGUGCAAAGCUGAAUAUACAUACCAUCUCCAGCACGCUUGCGACGCAAAUCCCACAAGCGAGCGGCGCAGCAUACGCGCUCAAGAUGCAGGCCUUACAAAACCCUAACAUACCCCAGAGAGUAGUGGCAUGCUAUUUCGGCGAAGGAGCAGCCAGCGAAGGUGACUUUCACGCCGCUCUCAAUAUUGCAGCAACGCGCGGCUGUCCCGUCAUCUUCAUCUGCCGUAACAACGGCUUCGCCAUCUCCACCCCAACCUUAGAGCAAUACCGCGGUGACGGCAUUGCCAGCCGCGGCAUCGGCUACGGCAUCGACACCAUCCGCGUCGACGGCAACGACAUCUUCGCUGUGCGUGAAGCUACUCUAGCAGCGCGGAACAUGGCCCUCCAAGACGGCGGUCGUCCCAUCCUCAUCGAAGCAAUGAGCUACCGCGUCAGCCACCACAGCACCAGCGACGAUAGCUUCGCCUACCGCGCCCGGGUUGAAGUCGAGGAGUGGAAACGGCGCGACAAUCCAAUCUCGCGGUUGAGGAAAUGGAUGGAGAAGAAGGGGUUGUGGAACGAGCAGAUGGAGAGUGAGGCCAGGACGGAGAUCCGUAAGCAGGUCCUGCAGGAGUUAUCUGCUGCGCAGAAGGAAAAGAAACCACCCCUGAGGGCUUUGUUCGAGGACGUGUACGAGGAGAUUACGCCGGAGGCGGCAGCGCAGAUGAAGGAGCUGAAGAGGAUGAUCGACACGUAUCCGGACGAAUACGAUGUCUCUGGAUUCGAGGGCGGUGUCAAGAGCUUAGAGUGA